This is a messenger RNA of Morone saxatilis (striped sea-bass), 4140 nucleotides long. RefSeq names its product metal response element binding transcription factor 2 (gene mtf2). The record is from RefSeq and is a predicted model, not a curated record. Gene Ontology annotation, biological process: regulation of DNA-templated transcription; chromatin organization. NCBI's taxonomy places the organism in Eukaryota, Metazoa, Chordata, Actinopteri, Moronidae. Gene Ontology annotation, cellular component: nucleus. Gene Ontology annotation, molecular function: chromatin binding; DNA binding. The transcript has 15 exons. The coding region runs from base 257 to 2113 and encodes 618 amino acids.
AAACACACCCUCCACCUAGUGUGAAGGCAGCAGUCGUUCCCAUAAUGCACUCCCCGUCAUCAGCGGGAAACCAAAAUGGCGAAUGUGUUGGGGGAAAAUGAGCCGUUUGUUAUUUUCUGAGGAAGCCACGAGCCCCGCCAGUCUCCGAGAUACACUUUAGAAAUAAACUUCAACUUCAGGAGGAGCGGGAUAAAGGCGGCCCUUCACAUCCUGUUAUUUUGUAGUACGAGUCGUUUGUAGAAGCGGAGGUGACCGAAUGAGAGACUCAGGGGUUGUGCAUCACCUGUCGGUCCAUCACAGAGCUCACCCCCAGCGGCAGCAGCAGGCUGUGUCCUUGUCCCCCACAAGCCUUUCUGCCAGGGGAGAGUAUGGAGAAGACAGCAUGUCUGACAGGUUCACAGAGGGACAGGACGUCUUGGCCCGGUGGUCAGAUGGCUUGUUCUACUUGGGGACAAUCACCAAGAUAGAUCGGGACAAGCAGCGAUGCUUUGUGGUUUUUGAGGAUCGGUCGAAGUCUUGGGUUCUCUGGAAGGACAUUCAGACAGGGGAUGAAGAUGAUGAGGAUGAUGAGGACGAUGAUAUUGUGUGCUCCAUAUGCCAGGAUGAAACUUCAGAGGAGCCUAAUGAGAUUGUCAUUUGUGACAAGUGUGGACAAGGUUACCAUCAGCUGUGCCACUCCCCCAUCAUCGAUGCCUCUGUCAUUGACUCAGAUGACAAGUGGCUCUGCUCAGAGUGUGAGCUCACAUCUAUAUCUAAGAGGGGGGGUGCGCACAGGAGGGGAGUGUCUGCUAAAGGCUUUCUGCAGCAUGAGCAGCAGCAGCAGCACAUGGAGCUGCACCUGUCCUUCCCGUACGCCCUCGAUGAACUGGUGUGGGAUCAGGGCCACAAGACUAACAUGCAGCAGUGCUACUGCUACUGUGGAGGUCCAGGAGAUUGGUACCUGAAGAUGCUGCAGUGUAACAGGUGUCAGCAGUGGUUCCAUGAGGCUUGUCUCCAUUGCUUACAGAUGCCCAUGCUCUACGGAGAUAGGUUUUACCUGUUUAUCUGUUCUGUUUGCAACGGUGGACCAGAGUACCUCAGCCGACUUUCUCUCAGAUGGGUCGAUGUGACACACCUGAGCCUGUACAACCUGAGCGUGAUCCACAAGAAGAAGUACUUUGACUCUGAGAUGCACCUGAUGACUUACAUCAAUGAGAACUGGGAGCUGCUGCAGUUGGGGGAGCUUGCUAACACUCCGGGAUCAGAGCGAUAUGAAUAUGUUCUGCAGGCAUUAAACAGCAACAGGAGCAUGUUUAUGUCAGGGAAGGAGGUAAAGAAAAAGAAGCACUUGUUUGGGCUAAGGAUCCGUUUCCCUCCUGCUCCCCCCAACUCUGAUGAGCCAACCAGCAGAGUGAUGGAGAGGGCUUCACAUGAGAUCACCAUCAAGGGAUGCAAGUCCACCAAAGCUCUAUCUGGCAUGAGGACUUGCAAUACUUUGACCAAUGGCACAGAGAAGAAGAAAAAGAAGAAGAAAAAGAGGAAGCAAGGAUCACGCUCUCUGGAGACUCUGGCUAAACGACCACGCUCCAGUGAGCUCUUAUCCCAGGAAAUAAGAAAGCCUCUGCCACUAGAGUCCCACACAUUGGAUCACUUAACCUCUAUCAAGCGUGACAGGUCUCUGCUGUCCUCAGAUGUGGAAUCCAUAGGAGCCCUGAGCACCUCAGAAACUACCUCAACUAGCAUUUCAAGACAGUCCAGCCUCUGUAGCUCCAGCAAGACGCGCACGACAGCCUGCAUCAUGCCUGUUUCCUCUCCACCCUUAAAAAGGAAACGUGGGCGGCCACGACGGGCCCUGCAGCCCCCCAACCCAGAGAUCCCCCCUCCCAGCCUCGCAGACCCAAAUCCCUCAGCUACAGAGGUGCUGAGCCCGCUCCCGGGGCUUCACUCCACAGACAUAGUUCAUGGCAUGGACCCCAACACCCAGCUCUCCCACCUCAAGAGCUCCAUCAGCAGUUAUUUCGGAGCAGCAGGGCGGCUGGCUUGUGGGGAAAAGUACAAAGUCCUGGCGCGACGGGUCACCCUUGAUGGCAAGGUGCAGUACCUGGUGGAGUGGGAAGGAGUCACUGCCUCCUAGACGAAUGUCGACGUCAUUUCUAACUUCUAACCAGCACCUACAAGAGGUUUACGGCUGUGCUAAGGACAUGUGCACACAGCCUGUAUCCAGAGCAUUAUUUGAUAUAUGCCUUUUAUUUAGUUAAGACGGGAGCAGAUUAAGUUGACUGUUUAAAGCCUACUGGUUCAGUGCUGUCUAGGGUUAAACAUGUCUUUUGAGGCUAGUCAUUGUACCACCACCAUAUUUGUGUUACCUGCUUUGAAUGUUUACAGAAUCCCCAUUUAUUCAGGGGCAAAUAAUUGACCAGUGCACUGCACCCGUAGGCUUUCAGUGCUCUUUAUUGUUUGAUUUUUAAUCCAGUGAUAUACUUUUCAUUUCCAGAUCAGUUAAGUAUGAAACUGUAAGUGUUUUCGACAGAAUGUAGUAUGUCAUGCAUUAAAUGGUGAAUCUUGGAGGAUAAGAGAAAGAGGGGAAGUUUUGUUUAAAGAAUUUUCAUCAACUUUACUACUGUAAUCAUGCAGUGAACAAUUACAUGCGUUUGGUUAACAUUUGUUUUCUUACCAGAUUUGGUAAAUAAAUACAUGUCCCUUUAGAAUCAUGUCCCCUUUUUCUCUAGUCCCAGCUAUGAGUACCUCUUGUUGCCUUAGGCAGACAUAUCUUUCAGUUGUGUUUUGGAAAGUGUGCUCAUUUGUGAGCAGUUCAGGAGGAAAAAGAGAUGUGCUGCUGCAAAUGUUUAUUAUUUUAUAUAGAAUUAUACUACAUUUAUUAUUAUCUUUUCCACUUGUACUUACUCAUAUGCCUUUUUCUAUUCAGCGGGAAAGAGUUCUCUUGAGUUUCUUUUUUUAAAUUCUGGAUUGCACAUAAAUCAAACAAAUGAUGUCCGUUAGACUGUCAUCUCAUUUUGAACAAAUCAUUUGAGCUUUUCUGCUCAUACAUGGAAGCAAUUGAUAAAUUUCUUUUUAAAUACUUUUUUUUAAUGGUGGUGAUAACUCUGUUUAAAUGGAGGUUCUGAAAAAUAACAUCCCUAAAUCAAGUGUAAUUUCAGCAUAGAAAUGAUCAGAAGCCCAAACCCAAGAUGACUCGUAGUAACCUUUUUUUUUUUAAUAACAUUUUGAUUUGAAAUUGAUAAAAUGACUGUUAACUCUGAAAUCUUCAAGGACCUAUUUAGUUUUUACUUUUUCUGAUAUAAGAUGAAUGUUGUGUACCCAGUCCUCGUACCUAGAGUUCAGAAUGAUUCUGCUUUUCUGUGCUGCCUAUGCAAGUAGUCCUGGAUAAAGGUGUUCAGCCAUAUAAUUGGACCAUGUGGCUUGACAAUGGGGAGAUUCAGCAUUAUUGUGAUAAUUUGACCAUGUCAUUAAAUAUUUCCUGUGACAGUGCAAAAAACAAACAAACAAUGCCCUUGGAUUUUUGCUUCUACAGUUAAAACCACCUCGUAGUUUACACACUCAGGAUAUGCCCAUAAACUUCACUGUAUUGUAUAGGCCAGCAUUUGCAGCUUAACAGGAGGUCUUGAAGGUCUUGAUAUAAGUUAUUCACUCAGUGUUGUUGGUCAGUAUUUUUAUAUCAGGUGCUCAAUUACUUUUUGACCAUAUGUAUGCAUGUACGCUUUUUUUUUUUUUUUUUCUAUGAGCAAAAUAAUUUGUAGUCUAUUUUUACUGCAACACUCGCUUGUUUAAAAUGAGUCAGAAAACAAUCACUGGAAAACUAAUAUGCUGUAUGUCAUUGCAAGAGGUGAAUAUUCUGUUAGUCUCUUUUUCGAGAUGUUUCUGUUUUUGUUCAAAUGGACAGACCUUUUUGACAUUGAUACCUCUUAAUUGUGCGGAUGUAGUCAUGCAUUUGAAGCUUCUCUCCUCUGUUCAGCCAGUGUCUCAGCCUACAUGAUGCUACCACUGACUUCCAGCAGGCUUCUGUAGCCAAAGAACAUUCAUGUAACGUCUGCUUUGUCUCUUGAGAUUCUUCUUAUUACAUUUUUAUACAUCAUUAUAUAGGUUGACGUGUUACUUCUGAACCUGUUUAGUUAAAGGAUAAAUAAAAGUUGAUAUUUUGAA